ACCACCAACCAACUAUAACAGACAAAACCUAAACGAGAACACAGAGGCAGGGAGUAGAAAACAACAUAACGGGCCAAGGCAGGACUGAAAUUAGGAUUAGACGGAACACCAGACAAUUACAGAAUAAGACCGGAACUAAGGCAAGCACAGAUCAAAACCAAAAGACCGGCAACAGUAAAUAAACUAACGCUGUGCAGACUGAACACAAGACAGGACUAAACAACAAAACACAACAGACCUUAAUGACAGACGCAGAACUGACAAAUAAACUCAGAGAACUCAGGACAGGAUUGUGACAGUUAAGGCAUAGAUAAUAAAUAAAUACUACUGUGUUGUUGCAUGCAUUUGUGGUCAAAUCUGAUUCUUUUUGUCUUCACAUAGUACUUAAGUCAAGUACUCUUUCUACCUGUGACUGCACUUUGUGUUUGUUCUCUUUCACUUCCUCUAUCAAAGAUCUUUCUGAGCAACGGAUCAACUAACUUUUUAUUUUAACUGCUCUGCAGACAAUGGAAAAACAGCUCCAUUGCACCAUCUGUAAGCAAGUGUUCACCAACCCGGUCACCACUCCCUGCGGGCACAACUUCUGCCAGGCCUGCAUCCAGAAUGUGUGGGGCAGCAGUGCAGUCUGCCAGUGCCCCACCUGUAACAAAUCAUUCAGCCCCCGGCCUGAAAUAAGCAUCAACACAGACUUCAAAGAGCUGGCAGACACAUUUAGGAAGAUCAUAGUCUGUUCUUCGGCUUCACUGUUUGCUGCCAAGCCGGGCGAGGUGGAGUGUGAUGUUUGCGCUGCGACGUUGCUGCAAGUAAAGGCCCUGAAGUCCUGUCUGGUCUGUCUGACCUCGUACUGUGAAGCCCACCUGGAGCCUCACCAGAGUGUCGCCACCUUGAAGCUCCACAAGCUGAUCGAGCCGGUGAACAACCUGCAGGACAGGAUGUGUAAGAAGCACGAGAGGCUGCUGGAGAUGUUUUGCAAGGAUGAAGAGAGGUUUGUGUGCCAGUUCUGCACAGAGACCGAGCACAAAGAUCAUCAGGCUGUUUCAAUAGAGGACGAGAGUGGCGAGAGGAAGAUGCAAAUGAAGAAGACUAAGGCAGAUUUUCUGCAGAUGAUCCAGGAACGUCUGAGCAAAGUGGAGGAGAUCAAAAGCUGUCUGAAGCUCUGCAUGAUAAGUGCGGAGAAGGAGAUGAAGGAGAGUGACAGCAUCUUUAUGUCUAUGAUUCGCUCCAUUGAGGAGAGACAAACUGAAGUCAACACAGAGAUCAGUGAGAAGCAGAAAGCAGCAGAGAGGAGGGCAGAAGAGCUCAUCAACGAGCUGCAGCAGGAAGUCACUGAUCUGCAGAGGAGGAUCACUGAGCUGGAGGAGCUGAGGAGCACUGAGGAUCACCUGUACCUCUUACAGAGGUCUCCCUCUCUUAUGUCUCCUCCUCCCACCAGAGAGUGGAUGGAGAUCAGUGUCCACCCUGAACUCUGUGUGGGGACAGUGAGGAGAGCACUGUCUAAACUGGACGACACCCUGAAGAAAGAACUACAGAGUCUGAAGAAAGAAGAGAUGAAGAAGAUGCAGAAAUAUGCCGUUGAUGUGGUUUUAGACCCAGACACUGCCCAUCCAAACCUCGUCCUUUCAGCUGACGGCAAACAGGCGGGCCGUGGUGAGCCUCUGCACAUUGUGCCUGACAACCCCCAACGUUUUGACCCCGUCAUCUGCGUUAUGAGCAAGAGAGGCUUCUUGUCCGGCAGGUUCUACUUCCAGGUUGCAGUGGGGACAAAGACCUUCUGGGAUCUGGGCGUGGUCAAAGAGUCUGUCAACAGGAAGGGGAUGAUCACCUCCAAGCCAGAGAACGGCUAUUGGACAAUGCGGCUGAGGAGCGGUGACGAGUAUCGCGCCUUGGACUCCCCCUCAGUCCGUCUUUCUCUCAAGGAAAAGCCGCAGAUUGUCGGGGUGUUUACAGAUUAUGAGGAGGGGACCGUGUCGUUCUUUAACGCGGAGGCCGGGUCUCAUAUCUACACCUUCACCGGGUGUUUGUUUUCAGAGAGGAUCUUCCCCUUCUUCAGCCCGGGCAUUUGCGAUGAAGGGAAGAAUAUGGCACCUUUGGUUAUCACAGCUGUUAAUAAUGACACAUAAACUUGAGGAAGAGCCUUUGACUGCGUUGUGAUGCUGCAAGAAAGAUUUUGAAGUCUUGUUUUCUCUCUCUGAGUUUCUACUGUACAUACACCAGCGUGUUUCAAAUAUUGCAACAUUUCACAUCCUUAAUACUUGGCAUUACGGCCUUGAAGCUUUUAGCCCUAAAAGAAAACAAUCAACAGUUGCUGAAGAUUUUGUAUUAAACUGUAGUGUCUGCAUCGUACAUGGUGAGAGUGAUGUACAUUAAUAAAUAUUUUCCAGUUUCCAGUGAAUUAUAGUUAUAGGAAAUACAGAAGCGGUAAUGGAUGAGGGUUCAGUAGUGAGGGAAUCCACAUUCAAUAUGAAGUACAGCUCACAACAGACAAAACAUCACACUAACAGACAACAUCUUGAAACCGGAAACACAGACAACCACAAUCAGAACACUAAAACUUCACCAGCUGCUUAAAUAAUAUAAACUUCUCCCUGAAGUAUUUUACUAUAGAUGAUAGGCCUAUAGUCCUCAUAGUGACAUCAGUAAAGAUUUUAACCAAUAUCUAUUUUCUUGUUCUUGUUGUCUCUGAAAAUAUACUAUCAUGAUAUGCACCUUGUUUAAUUUUAAUAUGGUAUACAGCCAUUUUUAAUGUUAUGCAGCAUGUACACCACAAUGCUAAAUGCCAAUCUUCAAUAAAUCAUCAAACUGGUUCAAGAUUA
Micropterus salmoides (largemouth bass) is the source of this 2813-nucleotide messenger RNA. Its product is annotated as E3 ubiquitin-protein ligase TRIM39-like. The record is from RefSeq and is a predicted model, not a curated record. Lineage: Eukaryota; Metazoa; Chordata; Actinopteri; Centrarchiformes; Centrarchidae. The coding region runs from base 507 to 2120 and encodes 537 amino acids. Gene Ontology annotation, molecular function: protein binding; zinc ion binding. The transcript has 7 exons.